CUCAAGAGAAAAUAGAAAAUAAGCUCCUUAUAUUGGCUUCAGUGCGUUUUAGAAGUUGAAACAUCCUACACUGCAUUAAGAGGAGCGCAGAAUGAUGAAGCAUCGUUUUUUUCUGGUCUUUUUAGUUCUCUAUACUAUACUAGAACAUGGGAUUUUGCUCCAAUUAGUAGAAGGAGAUGAUGGGUUUGUGAAAGCAAGAGGAGUGCAGCUUAUGUUGAAUGGUAGUCCCUACUAUGCUAAUGGUUUUAAUGCCUAUUGGCUAAUGUAUGUGGCCUCUGAUCCAUCUCAGAGAAACAAGGUGUCAUCUGCUUUUCAAGAGGCAACAAACCAUGGACUUAACAUAGCCAGAACAUGGGCUUUCAGUGAUGGUGGAUAUAAACCCCUACAAUACUCUCCUGGAUCCUACAAUGAGGACAUGUUCCAGGGGUUGGACUUCGUAAUAUCUGAAGCCAGAAGAUAUGGUCUCAAGCUGGUGUUAAGUUUGGUGAAUAAUUAUAAUAACUUAGGAGGAAAGAAACAAUAUGUGGACUGGGCAAGGAGUCAGGGCCAGUCUGUAAAUUCUGAAGAUGAUUUCUUCACAAACCCUGUAGUGAAGGGAUACUACAAAAACCACAUUAAGAGUGUACUUACAAGACGUAAUAGCCUCAAUGGAGUUGCUUAUAAAGAUGAUCCAACUAUAAUGGCUUGGGAGCUCAUGAAUGAGAUUAGAUGCUCUUCAGAUCAAUCAGGAAAGACGGUUCAGGCUUGGAUUACUGAGAUGGCAUCUUACUUGAAAUCCAUAGAUGGAAACCACUUGCUGGAAGUUGGUCUUGAAGGCUUCUACGGCCAGUCAAAGCAAGAGUCUAAUCCAAACUUCCACGAAGGAACAGAUUUCAUUGCAAAUAACCAAAUCCCUGCCAUUGAUUUUGCAACAGUUCACUCGUAUCCUGAUCAAUGGUUAUCAGGUUCAAGUUAUGAAGACCAAAUCUCAUUUUUAGGUAGUUGGCUCAGUGAGCAUAUCCAAGAUGCACAGAACACCUUUCAUAAGCCUGUUCUCUUUGCUGAGUUUGGGUUUUCAACAAAAAAUUUCAGUUCUGACUCAAAACCAAGGGACCAGUUUUUCAAUGUAGUCUAUUCUGCAAUCUAUUCUUCAGCAAGUGGUGGUGGGGCAGCUGUUGGUGGCUUAUUUUGGCAACUUCUAACUGAAGGAAUGGAUUCUUUUAGAGAUGGUUAUGAGGUAGUCUUAGGUGAGAGCCCCUCAACAGCUAGUUUGAUUGCUCAAGAGUCUGAAAAGCUAACCCGAAUUCGAAAGAUGUACUCCAGAAUGAGAAGCAUUAGAAGCACACAAUGGCAGGCUGGUGCUAAUGACAAAAACUGAGACAAGUCUUGAAGACUUUGGAGAGAUCUUCAGAAUUUUCUCUCCUCGUGAAUAUUAUAUGUUCAUAGCUUUAUAUCCAAUGAGGUCUUUAAUGAAAUGCCCUUUAGAAUAUUAUAUGUUCAUAGCUUUAUAUUUAAUGAGGUCUUUAACGAAAUGCCCUUUGGAGAGUCUCAUGAAUAUUAUAUGUUCAUAGCUUUAUAUCUAAUGAGGUCUUUA
Gastrolobium bilobum is the source of this 1573-nucleotide messenger RNA. Its product is annotated as mannan endo-1,4-beta-mannosidase 7-like. Gene Ontology annotation, molecular function: hydrolase activity, hydrolyzing O-glycosyl compounds. The record is from RefSeq and is a predicted model, not a curated record. Bases 92 to 1357 code for a protein of 421 amino acids. NCBI's taxonomy places the organism in Eukaryota, Viridiplantae, Streptophyta, Magnoliopsida, Fabales, Fabaceae. The transcript is spliced from 5 exons.